Messenger RNA from Scedosporium apiospermum, 2454 nucleotides. RefSeq lists its product as uncharacterized. Gene Ontology annotation, molecular function: protein binding. NCBI's taxonomy places the organism in Eukaryota, Fungi, Ascomycota, Sordariomycetes, Microascales, Microascaceae. The record is from RefSeq and is a predicted model, not a curated record. The coding region runs from base 1 to 2454 and encodes 817 amino acids. The transcript is spliced from 2 exons.
AUGGCCCGCAGUGGAAUCGCACAGCAGUCGCCAGCCAAGGCACCGCGUCUAAGUGACGGUCAGAAGAAGGCACUACUAAAUUCACUCAGGUUCGGCCAAAUCGAUGCUCGCCAGAUGUCCAUCAAAGCUGCACAUCAUAAAACGUGCGAAUGGCUCCUGAAACAGUCGGAAUAUCUCGACUGGCUUGAUAUUCGGAGGCUUCCCGAUCACCAUGGCUUUCUGUGGAUCAAGGGAAAGCCCGGCGCUGGGAAGUCGACGCUGAUGAAAUUCGCCCUUGCCAAUUCUCGAAGGUUUAUGAGGGACACAACCGUUAUCUCCUUCUUCUUCAACGCCCGAGGGACUACCCUAGAGAAGUCGACGAUCGGGAUGUACCGGUCAUUGCUUCUACAGAUCCUUGAACAGCUACCGAAACUUCAGGACGUUUUUGAGUCAGUCGGGUUUGCAAAUUGGAAUAUCAGUAGCGGUCAUAGUUGGAGUAUUGAGUCACUGAAGGAUCUGUUUCAACAAACUGUUCAGUCACUCGGCCAGGGCGUUGUGACGUGUUUCAUCGAUGCGCUGGAUGAGUGUGACGAAGAUCAGAUUCGUGAUAUGGUGGCAUUUUUUCAGCACCUCGGAGCCAUUUCUGUCCCAGCAGGAAUCCGGUUCCAAGUCUGCUUUUCAAGCCGACAUUACCCUCACAUCACAAUCUCUCAAGGGCUUAGCUUAGUCCUCGAGGGCCAGGAGGGACAUAACCAGGAUAUCACUGACUAUGUUGACAGCGAGUUGAAAAUCGGCCAGACUGCACUUGCGAGGAAAAUUAAAGAUGACCUGCGAGAAAAAUCAUCUGGAGUUUUCAUGUGGGUUGUUCUGGUAGUUGGGAUGCUCAACAAGGAGCAUGAUGCGGGCCAGCCUGCACGCCGUCUCCAGCAAAAGCUUAACAUGAUCCCUGGUGAUCUCCACGAGCUUUUCCGAGAUAUUCUAACGCGAGAUGGUUCUCGAAACAGAGAGGACCUACUUCUUUGUAUUCAAUGGGUUCUCUUUGCCCGCGAACCACUUACGCCGGAACAGCUAUACUUUGCCAUUCUCUCGGGGACCGAACCCGAGGAUAUGCUGGCGUGGGAUCCAGAUGAAACGACUAUGGACACGGUUAAAAGGUUCAUUCUCAAUUCGUCAAAGGGACUCGCUGAAGUCACGACAUUCAUUAUACCGACAGUCCAGUUUAUCCACGAAUCGGUGCGAGACUUCCUUCUGAAGGAGAAUGGCCUGGACGAAGUGUGGUCAGAUCUGGGGAAGAACUUUGCAGGCCAAAGUCACGACCGGCUGAAGCAGUGCUGCUUCAGGUACAUAAACGUCUACGUCGAAGCCUGCCUAGACAUCGGAGACCCGCUUCCCAGGGCAUUUUCCACUGCAGACGCAAGUCAUUCAGAACUUGGCCUACCUGCCCUUAUUGACAUCUACGGAAAUGUCAAAAAUGGCUUUGUCGUUGAGAAUGAGCACUACGGAACCCCGAUUUUUGCUGCGUUGGCCCAUGGAAAUCAUUUAGCAGUUGCCAGGAUAUUAGAAGGUCUAGCCGGCACCGACAAACAUUUAUCUUCACUUUGCACCCAAUGGAAAUUUGACCCUCGGGAACUCUCUGCUUUUCGCAACUUUACCUUUGCUCAGCGCCGGCCUGUUCUUUCAUACCUAGCAGAGAAAGGUGCUGAGAUACUAUUGGCUUUUGCUCUGGCAAUGGACCAGGUCGACGCUGAUGUGAAGGAUGAGAGCGGCCGAACGCCACUUAGCUGGGCUGCCUCGAGCGGCCAUGGACACAUUGUUAAGGUCCUUCUUGCCACAGGCCAGGUCGAUGCCGAUUCAAAGGAUAACAACGGCCGAACGCCACUUAGCUGGACUUGUUCGAGCAGCAAUAGACACAUUACUAAGGUCCUUCUUGCCACAGGCCUGGUUAAUGCCAAUUCAAAGGAUAACAACGGCCAGACACCAUUUAGCUGGGCUGCUAGACGCGGCCAUGAAGCCGCCAUCAAGGCCCUUCUUUCCACUGGCCAAGUCGAUGUCAACUCGAAGGAUAACAACGGCCAAGUUCCACUUAGCUGGGCUGCUAAACAUGGCCAUGAAGCCACUGUCAAGGUCCUUCUUGCCAUAAGCCAGGUUGAUGCCGAUUCAAAGGAUAACAACGGCCGAACGCCACUUAGCUGGGCUGCUUCACAUGGCCGUGAAGCCACUGUCAAGGUCCUUCUUGCCACAGACCAGGUUGAUGCCGAUUCAAAGGACAACAACGGCCGAACGCCACUUAGCUGGGCUGCUUCGAGCGGCCAUGGACACAUUGUUAAGGUCCUUCUUGCCACAGGCCAAGUCGAUGCCAACUCAAAGGAUAACAACGGCCGAGUUCCACUUAGCUGGGCUGCUAAACAUGGCCAUAAAGCCGCUGUCAAUGUCCUUCUUGCCACAGGCCAGGUCGAUGCUAACUUAAAAGGAUAA